AUGGAGUACUCCAGCAUUGAAUCAAAAGCAUUGAAAUCGAGUUUCCUCUCACGAAUGGAAAUGAAAACGAAUUCUCAAGUGCUUCUUAACGAUGAUGGGUGGUGUCUCGCCGGAAUUAACGGCGGCUCGGGUGACGAUUUUCCUGUUGAGGAGCUUCUUAAUCUUGAUUUUCAACCAGAAGAGCCGUUUCUUCAAGAAGAAGAAGUUUCUGUUUCAAAGCUCUCUUCUCAACACAGUUACUCCAAUUCUUCGUCCAAUUUUUCCGGCGCCUCCGAGUUUGAUAAUCUCCUCGCCGGCGAACUUUCAGUUCCGGCUGAAGAAUCAGAGAACCUAGAGUGGUUAUCGCAAUUCGUGGACGACUCUAUAUCAGGGAAUUCUUUCUUAUGUCUCGCCGGGGAUUUAACAGAGAAAACCAGAGAAAUGCUUGACCAGAAAACGCCGGUUCCAUGGUUUCCGGUGACGGUUCCGGGAAAAACAAGGAGCAAACGGUCCAGAACAAAUGGUAGAACUUGGCCUCUGUCGUCGCCGUCGGUAAGUACCACGUCGUAUUCAUCUUUUGGCUAUUCCGCAGACCCGGUUCAGGACACAGACAGAGACAGUUUUUCCAGCGUUGAAAACCAGCCUGCGAAGAAGCAGAAGAUAAAACCGGCUGCAGAAACCUGUUCAUUCUCCCAGACGGUUCGUCGGUGUACACAUUGUCAUGUUCAGAAGACCCCACAAUGGCGAACCGGACCGUUGGGUCCAAAAACAUUAUGCAACGCUUGUGGCGUUAGGUAUAAGUCCGGCCGGCUUUUACCCGAGUACAGACCGGCUUGUAGUCCCACUUUCUCUCAAGAUGUUCACUCGAAUAGUCACCGGAAAGUUUUGCAAAUGCGGCAGAAGAAAGAGAUAUCCGGCCUUGUUGAACCCGGUUUGACUCCGAUGGUUCCUAGUUUCUGA
Fraxinus pennsylvanica is the source of this 939-nucleotide messenger RNA. The record is from the annotation of a GenBank genome assembly. Lineage: Eukaryota; Viridiplantae; Streptophyta; Magnoliopsida; Lamiales; Oleaceae.